AUGCAAUUUUCAACUAGAUUAGACCUUAAUGACAAUAAUAGUGGUCACACUGCCGUCAUUAUCGGUGGAUCGAAGGUGGUCGUGUUCGGAGGCCUUCUAGAUAAGAAGUUUCUCAGCGAUAUCGUCGUCUAUGACAUUGAUAACAAAUUGUGGUUUCAGCCAGAGUGCACUGGUGGCUCUGAUGGACAAGUCGGUCCAAGCCCGCGAGCCUUUCACGUUGCUGUUGUGAUUGAUUGUCAUAUGUUCAUCUUUGGUGGGCGUUCCGGUGGCAAGAGGUUAGGUGACUUUUGGGUCCUGGAUACUGAUAUAUGGCAAUGGUCAGAGUUAACAAGUUUUGGCGACUUACCUUCUGCACGAGAUUUUGCUGCAGCUUCAGCUAUUGGAAAUCGGAAAAUUGUUAUGUAUGGUGGCUGGGAUGGUAAAAAGUGGUUGUCAGAUGUGUAUGUCAUGGAUACAAUAUCACUAGAGUGGAUGGAGCUGUCAGUUACUGGAUCAUUGCCACCAGCAAGAUGUGGCCAUACAGCUACCAUGGUUGAGAAAAGGUUGCUUGUCUAUGGUGGCAGAGGAGGUGGAGGUCCAAUCAUGGGUGAUUUAUGGGCUCUGAAGGGUCUAAUCGAAGAAGAGAAUGAAACACCUGGAUGGACCCAAUUGAAGCUUCCUGGUCAAGCUCCUUCUCCACGUUGCGGCCAUACCAUCACAUCGGGAGGGCACUAUCUGUUGCUAUUUGGUGGCCAUGGAACGGGUGGCUGGUUGAGUCGUUAUGACAUUUAUUACAAUGACUGCAUUGUUUUAGACAGGGUUUCUGCGCAGUGGAAGCGCUUGCCUACUGGCAAUGAACCCCCUCCUGCUCGAGCAUAUCAUUCUCUAACAUGCAUGGGUUCGCGUUAUCUGUUAUUUGGUGGCUUUGAUGGAAAAUCAACAUUUGAUGAUCUAUGGUGGUUGGUUCCCGAAGAGGACUCUAUUGCAAAGAGAUUACUUUCAACUUCACCAACCAAUCUUCCUCAAAAUAAGGAUGUGGUGAUGGAAAAUAACAAUGUCCAAUCUGAAGGCAAGGAGAGCCAAAUGGAAGAAUCUGUUGUUUCAGAGUUACAAAAAAGAUUAGGAAUAUCAGUUUCUCUCCUUGAUAAUGGUGUUCCAAUUGUGGAUGAGUUGGAAGACGGAGAAUUUGUUCAACUAGCAUCGAGUCUGGUUGGAGAAAGAGUUUUUAGUAAUCAACAGGUUUCAGAUAUUCAGGCACUUCGUGACCACUGGAGGAAAUCUACACCAAGACAUAUACCACUUAAAGAGCUUGGACCCUUGCUUCGGGACUACCAACGGUUGAUUACUCGUCGUCUUCAGGCGAAUAGUGGAUCUCAUGUGCAGUUCAUCGAGUCUAGUUUUCCUGGAAAAGUGGCUUAUGGUUUUUAUCAUAUCAGAAAUGUUAAGCAGUUGCGUAUGGAUGACAUCCCAAAGCUGCUGGCAGAGUACAAACAACUACUGCCAAAUUAA
Prunus armeniaca (apricot) is the source of this 1488-nucleotide messenger RNA. NCBI's taxonomy places the organism in Eukaryota, Viridiplantae, Streptophyta, Magnoliopsida, Rosales, Rosaceae. The record is from the annotation of a GenBank genome assembly.